Messenger RNA from Baudoinia panamericana UAMH 10762, 177 nucleotides. RefSeq lists its product as uncharacterized. Lineage: Eukaryota; Fungi; Ascomycota; Dothideomycetes; Mycosphaerellales; Teratosphaeriaceae. The transcript is spliced from 2 exons. Gene Ontology annotation, biological process: outer mitochondrial membrane organization. The annotation marks the transcript as partial. The record is from RefSeq and is a predicted model, not a curated record.
CAGCCUUCCAGCCUCCCCAACCUUCGCCGCCUCUUCGUCGAAGCACGAACGGAGGCGGAAGAGAGCGCAUACUCUCGCAACGCCUUCUACAAUCUCGCGCUCUUCAUGAGUUCUGUGGCCAUCUUCAGCCUUGUGGCGCAAAAACUACAUGUCCCGAGGCCCGCCGUUACACUAUGA